AUGCUAAAAUCACAUUUUCUCAAUUACUUUGUUCUUUGUUGUGAGGCAGAUGAAAAGUAUUUCGAAUCAGAUAUUAUCAGAUGCAAAGAUGGCUCCAAAUCAUUCCACAGAGACCGUCUCAACGACAACUUCUGCGAUUGUCUCGACGGCACCGAUGAGCCUGGGACUUCAGCAUGUCCAAAUGGCAAGUUCUACUGUAGGAACAUAGGAAGUUCACCAAAGUUCGUUUACUCUUCUCGUGUAAACGAUGGAAUCUGUGAUUGCUGUGAUGGAAGUGAUGAGUACGAAAGUAGCAUUGGUUGUCCCAACACAUGUGUAAUGGGUGGUAAUGUUAACUACAUCUACAAACCUAGAACCAAACUUAAAUCUGUCGACAGGAAACUCGGUUCUACUACUUCUUUAAAGGAUUCUAAUACCUUUGUGAAUCUUCAGGACAUGUUCAAGAAUCUCCAAGGUAUGAAGCUAGUCUUCGCACUUCAGCUGGUUUUGAUUGGUUUCUUGCUGAUCUUGUGGAUGCUAAGGCGUCGUGCUCGGUCUAAGAGGAGACGCAAGAAUCUACCUCUUAUUAGAUCAGCUAACUAACUUCUUUAAGUUUCUUGAAGCUUUUACAAGGAACCUUUAUGCUAAAAUCACAUUUUCUCAAGUGUCAUUAUAUAUAGUUAGUUGAAACUGUAUUAACUUUGGAUCAUAAUUCUCUUGUUCGUCUUUACAUCCUCAUAAACCAAAGUAGGUACUGAUGAGUUAAUCACAUCUAGAUGAUCUCAUGAUAUGCAUGUAUUUUCUAGAAAUGGAGAUUAUGUUAAUUGAUUGUAUUUCAUAGACUAGAUUCAGGAUGUAGAUUAUGUCAUAGGUGUAUCUGUAAUAUUCCCUCUUUGGCGUAAAAUUAAUGAUCUUUCAAGACAGCAAUCAUGUUUGUAAA
This is a messenger RNA of Camelina sativa (false flax), 919 nucleotides long. The record is from RefSeq and is a predicted model, not a curated record. NCBI's taxonomy places the organism in Eukaryota, Viridiplantae, Streptophyta, Magnoliopsida, Brassicales, Brassicaceae.